CCCGCUGGGGCCAGGCGGAGGAGAAACUCGGGGAAGCUGGCCCCGCCCCCUCCUCCUCCGCCAUGUAGCGCGGCGGGUCGGGUCCCGCGCCUUUCCCAGUUUCGUCAUUUCCGGCUCAUGCCGGAAGCCGCCUCGGAAGGAACUAAAUUUGAACGGGCCAAGGAGAGGUGCUUCCCUGGUUGUGCUGUGGCAGCCUCCUGGAUGUUGGAACCAUAGAGGAUGCCUAUCCGUGCCCACUGUACCAUCUGCUCAGAUUUCUUUGACAAUCACAAGGAUGUGGCAGCUAUCCACUGCGGGCACACCUUCCAUCAGGAGUGUCUCAUCCAGUGGUUUGAUACUGCACCGAGUCGGACUUGUCCGCAGUGUAGAAUCCAGGUCGGCAAAAGACACAUCAUCAAUAAGCUGUUCUUUGAUGUUGCCCUGGAGGAGCAGACGUCACUGGAUGCAGAAAGCAUACAGAAUGAACUGGACAAGGUGAAAGCACAGCUCUCCAUGAAAGAGAAGGAGAAGCGAGACUGCCAGUCUAUCAUAGACACACUGAGGGAGACUGUGGAUGUUCACAACGCCACCAUCGAGUCGCUCCAGAAAGCCCUGUGUGAGACAGAGAUGCUGUGUUCCACUCUCAAGAAACAAAUGACGUACCUGGAGCAGCAGCAGGAAGAAACCAAAGGUGCAAAAGAGGAGGCCCGAAGGCUGAGAAAUAAACUGAAAACCAUGGAGAGGAUUGAGAUGCUCCUGCAGAGCCAGCGCCCGGAAGUGGAGGAGAUGAUCCGUGAUAUGGGAAUAGGGCAGGCAGCAGUGGAACAGCUUGCAGUCUACUGCGUCUCACUGAAAAAGGAAUAUGAAAAUUUGAAAGAGGCUCGGAAGGCGUCUAGUGAGUUGACUGAGAAGCUGAAAAAGGAGCUGUUUUCUGCCAAUAAUAAGCUGCAGAAAACAUUCUUGGAGUUGGAGAAGAUGGAGGAGGAGUUAAAAAGCACCCAGAAGGAUCUGAGUAAUGCAGACAAGGAGAUUAUGAGUUUGAAGAAGAAGAUUGGAAUCCUGCAGGAGACCCUGAAGGAGCCGUCUGUAACCAGCGAAACGCUCAGCCGACUGGUCUUCGAAAGCCCUGCUCCUGUGGAACUGCUGAACCCAAAGCUCCACCGCCGCACCUUUGAUGUCGAGACGCCUGAGCAUCAGCCUCACAAAUCAAUCGCAGCCCCUGCAAAAAAACCCAAGCUGGAUAAAAAGCCGCCUCCUGUGACAAACCUAGCAAAAAAAGUUUUGAAGGAAACAGUGGAGAACUGGGCAGGUGAGCAAGAGGAUGACCCUCUAGAAGAAUUCUUUCCUGCAUUCAUCAGGAACUCGGUUCUUUCCAGGAAGCCACCUGUGAGCAGCCUGCUGGGGCCACACAAGAACACAGGAGCUGUGAGAAUGGGGUAUGAUGGCUUAGGAGGUAGAACUAAGUUCAUACAGCCCACAAACCCAAUGGAGAUCCGUCCCUUAACUGUAAAGAGCAGGAAGAGGAACGUCUCCAAGCCAGCAUCCACAACUGCAGCAGCUUCCUCCUCUGGCACCAGCCAGGCAAAACUGGACAGCUUCCUUCAGUAAAUCUGAAGGCUUUCCUGAUCACUUAGGCAUGCGUGGGCAGAAGCCGUGGAGCUUACCUACAUCUCUGCAGAACCAAGGCACUGGGACCAACAUACAGUGUCAGAACUCUCCCAUGGGCUGAAACUGCCCUUUCGUAGUUCGCUGUUGAUCCAGUCCAGGCUGACUACACCGUGAGCAUGGCGAGGCAGGAUGUGCCAUGUGCUGCCAGCUGUCCUGGGAGAUGGGGCUCCUGGCACUGAGCAACCUGCCUGCCUUUGCCUGACGUGCAAGGUCACUGGUUUGUGCUCAAGAGCUCAGGACUCCCUGUGGGUGGGGUGUGUGGAUCCCUCAACUCUGCUUGGUUUGACUCAUCUCGGCCUCACUCCUAGGCAAUGCAGUAAAGUGUGGGACAAAUCAGACUUAGAAAUCUCCUGGCUGCUGAUUGGUUCGGGCCUGGCCUUACGAGGCUGCAUUUCCCCCAGGAGCCUUUGUUGGCAGAGAAUAAACAAUGAAUUUCCUCGCCCUGCUUCCCUGGUCUCUAAGGCUUUGGCACUUCUGGUGGCAACGGGCCCCUUGGGGGACACAGCACUCUAGCUUGGUUUCAGGAGUAUCGUAUCCCUGAAGAUGAGGAAGGGGAUCCAGUGUCUGUUAGCCUGUAGCAUCCAGAGCUGAUUUCCACGCCAGGGAUGGGCAGUCUCCCCAUGCUUGAUGUUUCAUCUCCAACUGUCCUGGCUAGUAGUGCGGCAUGGCAAUCCUCUCCCUAUCCUGGAGUCUUUGGGCCGGAGCGUGCCUGGUGCAACCCCACCUGAAAGGAGGAGUCUGCCUCAGGCACGAAUCUGGUUUUUAAUCUGAGAGCCAGGGGAGACACCUCACGUUGACACCUUACACCUAGUCAUGGCAGCUGGGGACUUAGCCUAGCAGGAGACUGCUUUGGAAGGGACAAGGCCAGAAUCCAUGGCAGACAACCAUUCUGUGUUGCUGUCUCUGCCAUCCCAGCAGGUAGCCAGCCUGCCGAUUGUCCAUAGAGCAAAACUGUGUGUGAUUUGUUGCUGUACAGUGGGCAUGCGACAGGCACUGUACUGUUUUAUCUGACCUCCAAGCAGCUGCUUGGCAUGCACAGGUUUGAUGAGGAGGCGGGUCUGUAAUGAGGCAGUGGGGAAUGGGGUGAUCUUAGCGUUUCUAGCUCAGCAGCACCAGGAGCAGGUGGCCUUUCCCAGCUCGCCACUUCUGUAGGGCUUUAUUUUCCAGAAUCAAGAACUUCACGUCUCUGUACCAGGCUCUUAAAGGGGCAGGCGUCUAUGAUUUUCUGGAUGCUCUGCAAACUUUGGUUUGGAACUUAUAUUUUUAUAUAUUUAAUCAAUUUUUUUAAAUGAUAUGAUGAGUUUAGAAAUGCUCCUCUGAGAUGGAUCCCUCCCUACUGCUGCUUGAGUGUUAAAUGCAAAAUACCAGCCCAGUUACACUUACUGGGAAAGAAAUAUGAUGGGGCUGCUGAUUGCUAGAGGAGGGCUUUAUUCUGCUGUCAUUGGCCUUAAACUCAGUCUGACGUCUCACAUUUCCCAAGUGGUUCUGUUCCAGAUCUUGCCCUGAUACAAUGGAGCCCUCUUCAAAUUGUGCUGUUUAUAAUGAAUUGGCUAGUGAGCAUGGCUUGUUAGAGAGCUGGCCGGACAGAUCCAGCAUUGGUACAGGCUUAUCUGGAAACCAAAAUGAAUGGAUUAAAGGCAGAGCACUAACUCCACUGAUUUCAGCAUCAGCAGCUGUUUGUGUCAGUGCCCAGCCCGUGCUGUGUGGGUGCCCCAAUUCCUGUAUGUCCCUGAGAAUGUGUGCCUUUAUUAAAUAAAUGUGGUGUACAAUA
Molecule: messenger RNA, 3418 nt
Organism: Chrysemys picta bellii (western painted turtle)
Lineage: Eukaryota; Metazoa; Chordata; Testudines; Emydidae
Gene: TRAIP
Product: TRAF interacting protein
Biological process (GO): protein ubiquitination; replication fork processing
Cellular component (GO): nucleus; site of DNA damage
Molecular function (GO): ubiquitin protein ligase activity
Source: RefSeq, a predicted model, not a curated record